UAAAGAGAUUCAACACUUGUUGUCAACCACGUCAUCUCAGGAUUUGAUAGAGCUGGAACAACUUUAAUUUUUUUUUUUUUAAAAAAAUUCUUCAAUCUUUUUUCAUUCAUUAAUAAAAAAGAGGAAUGAACUUGUCGGAAAGUUCAACUGAGAACGCUUAUUUGCAGAUUGCAUGGAAUGCAGCGACGUGUACUCGUGGUAAACAUAGGCAUUUAUCCAAGCGUACGGUACUGCUGUAUGAUAUUCCAAGGCUCUGGUAAAUGCAUUCUGUUUUAUAGGGUUGACCACAUGUCUCUCUCUCUCUCUCUUUUAACCCUUUUCCCCACACACAUAGUCAGUGGAUGUAUACACAAGAUGCUAUGCUGCUUAAAACAAUGGCUUACUUGUUACACGGGGUAUCCACUAUCAUGCAGAAAAAGACAUUCUUCUUAUACGAGGAUUCACUUCAACUGUAUACACAACUACAGUCAUGUCUGGCUUUAAAUGCAGGCACGGAGCAUAUUGAUUUGAAGAAGCCCAUGAUCAGCUCGAAAUAUAUUACGUUACCAGAUAUAGAUGACUUGAUUGAAUUUCAGGCAGCUAAUACACCGUUUUCAAACCUGGUAAGUAAAAAAAAGAAAAAAAAAAA
Mucor mucedo is the source of this 628-nucleotide messenger RNA. RefSeq lists its product as uncharacterized. The transcript has 4 exons. The coding region runs from base 178 to 483 and encodes 101 amino acids. The record is from RefSeq and is a predicted model, not a curated record. NCBI's taxonomy places the organism in Eukaryota, Fungi, Mucoromycota, Mucoromycetes, Mucorales, Mucoraceae.